Molecule: messenger RNA, 1734 nt
Organism: Hevea brasiliensis (rubber tree)
Lineage: Eukaryota; Viridiplantae; Streptophyta; Magnoliopsida; Malpighiales; Euphorbiaceae
Product: protein DETOXIFICATION 34-like
Exons: 7
Biological process (GO): xenobiotic detoxification by transmembrane export across the plasma membrane
Cellular component (GO): membrane
Molecular function (GO): xenobiotic transmembrane transporter activity; antiporter activity
Source: RefSeq, a predicted model, not a curated record
UCUAAAUCUUGCAAAGAAGAAAAGGGUUCUAAUCAAAAGGGAGCAAAAAUUGCGAAUAAUAAAGAAAAUGGCACAUUUAGAGCAGAGGGGAGCAGUCAUUCAUCCUCUGCUAAAUUGUCCCCCAGGAAAAAAAAGGAGUCACAUGGCACUUUAUCGUCAAUCAAUGGCAUGCCUGAUCACAUCUCCCUCUUCGAAACCACCGAUCUCCACCCUGCACCUUCCACUUUGAUUAAUAAUGAGGGUGGAGAUUAUCCUCCUAUACAAAACUUUGAGGAUGCCAAAUACAUUUGCAUUUUGGAGUCUUCAAAGUUAUGGGCCAUUGCAGCUCCUAUAGCAUUUAAUAUCCUCUGCAAUUAUGGGAUUAACUCCUUCACCAAUAUAUUUGUUGGUCACCUUGGAGAUAUUGAGCUAUCUGCUGUUGCAAUUUCUCUCUCUGUCAUUGCCAACUUUUCUUUUGGCUUUUUGUUUGGUAUGGGAAGUGCACUCGAGACACUAUGUGGGCAAGCAUUUGGAGCAGGACAAAUAGAAUUACUUGGAGUAUACAUGCAACGCUCUUGGAUAAUCUUAUUUGUUGCUUGCUUCUUUUUAUUACCGCUUUAUGUAUAUGCCACUCCAAUUCUAGUGCUCCUCGGACAAGAAGCUAAUAUAGCAGAACUUGCAGGCAAAUUUACAAUUCAAGUUAUCCCUCAAAUGUUUUCACUGGCUGUCAAUUUCCCUACCCAAAAGUUCUUGCAGGCACAAAGCAAGGUUGGAUUUUUGGCAUGGAUUGGUUUUGCAGCUCUAAUUAUACAUAUUGGGGUGCUUUAUCUCUUCAUUACUGUAUUCAAAUGGGGUUUAGCUGGUGCUGCUGCGGCUUAUGAUGUCUCAGCUUGGGGCAUUACUUUGGCUCAGGUGGUUUAUGUGGUUGGUUGGUGCAAGGAUGGGUGGACUGGUCUAUCUUGGUUAGCCUUUAAGGACAUAUGGGGUUUUGUUAGACUCUCUAUAGCUUCAGCUGUGAUGAUUUGCCUUGAGAUUUGGUAUUUUAUGACCAUAAUUGUUCUCACAGGACAUCUUGAAGAUCCUGUUAUUGCUGUUGGCUCCCUUUCUAUCUGCAUGAACAUCAAUGGUUGGGAAGGCAUGCUAUUUAUUGGAAUCAAUGCAGCUAUAAGCGUUCGAGUUUCUAAUGAGCUGGGAUCAGCACAUCCUAGAGCUGCAAAAUACUCUGUGAUAGUCACAUGCAUAGAGUCCCUCCUUAUAGGGAUAAUUUGUGCAGGCAUUAUUUUGGCAACUAAGGAUGAGUUCUCCAUCAUCUUUACUGAUAGCUUAGAGAUGAGGAAAGCAGUGGCUAAGUUGGCAUACCUUCUAGGUAUAACAAUGAUCCUUAAUAGUAUUCAGCCAGUAAUAUCAGGUGUUGCUGUGGGAGGAGGCUGGCAAGCUUUGGUUGCUUAUAUAAACUUAUUUUGUUAUUACGUAGUUGGACUCCCUCUUGGGUUUCUUCUUGGUUAUAGAACAAGUUUACAUGUACAGGGAAUUUGGAUGGGUAUGAUCUUCGGGACUUUUCUUCAGACACUAAUCCUUGUUUAUAUUAUCUAUAAAACCAACUGGAACAAGGAGGUUGAAGAGGCAUCUGAAAGAAUGAAAAAGUGGGGUGCACAAGAUGUCCCAUUACCCACUGCUGAUAUAAAUUGAGUUUUGUAUUUAGAGUAAAUCUUCCUAUAUCUGAGUGUAUACACCCAACCAAUCAAUAAAAUAACA